AUGUUACUUUUAGCUGUUCCAGAUGAAAAUAAUUAUAAUUAUUUGAGAAAUGUUUGUUCAACUUAUGAACGCCUUCGUAGUGAACAACAUACAAAAAUGGUUGAAUUAAGAAAAAAGUUGCCAUGUAGUGAUGUCGAAAUCAAAUUAGCUAAGAAACCAAAUCCUGCUGCUACAAUCAACCAUUUAGUAAAAGCUUGCUUCAAAGAUGCUGAUUUAAAAGAAAUGUCAUAUGAAAAAUUAAAAUUGGAGAAUGAAUCAUUAUUACAGAAUAUACAUAAGUUUGUUCAAUGUAUACAUGCACCCACACUUAUACCUCAAGCUAUGUUCUCAGGCACAAUAUCAUUAAAAUGUCGUCAUCUUAGACAUGAAUCUGGUCCAAAACCGACAAAAUGUAAACGGAAUCAAUCAAAUAACAUUCAUGAAGAAAGAAUAAAAAAAAACUGCAAAACGAUUCAAAAAACAGAACAUGAACAAUCAGAAGAUGAUAAAGAAAAUGAAGAGCAUUUUUGA
Rotaria sp. Silwood2 is the source of this 510-nucleotide messenger RNA. The record is from the annotation of a GenBank genome assembly. Lineage: Eukaryota; Metazoa; Rotifera; Eurotatoria; Philodinida; Philodinidae.